Molecule: messenger RNA, 5799 nt
Organism: Nerophis ophidion (straightnose pipefish)
Lineage: Eukaryota; Metazoa; Chordata; Actinopteri; Syngnathiformes; Syngnathidae
Gene: adgrg6
Product: adhesion G protein-coupled receptor G6
Exons: 29
Coding region: 705-4202 (1165 amino acids)
Biological process (GO): adenylate cyclase-activating G protein-coupled receptor signaling pathway; heart trabecula formation; myelination in peripheral nervous system
Cellular component (GO): membrane
Molecular function (GO): laminin binding; G protein-coupled receptor activity
Source: RefSeq, a predicted model, not a curated record
GACUAGUUGCCACCUCAGCGUAAGGCCAAAACAGAUAGACAGACAACAUUCACACACUAGGGCCAAUUUAGUGUUGCCAAUCAACCUAUCCGCAGGUGCAUGUCUUUGGAAGUGGGAGGAAGCCGGAGUACCCGGAGGGAACCCACGCAUUCACGGGGAGAACAUGCAAACUCCACACAGAAAGAUCUAGAGCCUGGAAUUGAACCCAGGACCGCAGGACCUUCGUAUUGUAAGGCAGACGCUCUAACCCCUCUUCCGCCGUAAAUGCAUUGGUAAAUUUAGUUAUUUUUUAUUUGAACGUGUGGGUGCUGUCGUGCUAACUGGAGCACCUCAGCUAAAGUCCACCAACAAUAAGCAAAUAAAGAAUAUAACUGAUACAUUCCAGCAGAGUUUUUUUAUGGAAGAUAUUCGUCCUAGGCAGCAAUGACAAAAGUGCUUCAUCACAAUAUAGAGACAGACACAAGUUUACAGGUGUGGUUGUGCAUACCGGCGGGCGGUGGAAGUCAGCGAAUCGAGCACACCCCACAGUAAGAACACCACCAGCCCCUACCCCCACCCCCCAAACUCCCCGCUUGGCGAGGCGCGUUCAUGAGACGUGCUCGUGAGGAGGAGGAAAGUUUUGCAGAAGAAAAGAAAAAAGUUCCUGAAGACUCCAAUCUUUUUUCUGUAGCAUGUUGACGCAGGACAGCAGGCUGCAUUAAAUAAUGGCGGCGUGUCGUAGGAAUGUCGUGGUGAUGGUCUUCCUGCUCUGGGCGGGACUUGACACACACGUGCAUGCCUGCGAGUGCGUGGGUCCAUGGCUGAGGGAAGAGGAGGCGGGGCUUCUGGCGUCUCCAUGCUACCCCCAGCAGUACCCCAACUCUCAGAGUUGUAGGUGGCGUCUACAGGCCCCUCCAGGCUUCGUGGUUCAACUGACCUUUGUGGACUUCCAGCUGGAGGAAGCGCCCGGCUGCGUGUACGACCGCGUGGCCGUGCAUGGCGGGGGCGGCCGCGUGGACCUGUGCGGCCUGACCGCGCACGGCCUCACGCUAAAUUCCAGUGGGAACGUCAUGGACGUGGAGUUCACUUCAGACUUCAGCGUGCAGAAGAAGGGCUUCAGGGCCAUCUUCCGCCAUGUCGCCGUGGCACUGAGAAACCUAAAGGUCGGUGUCGCCGGUGGCAACGGCCAAUUUGCCACAGUGUCGUCUUCUGUUGCCAUGCCGACACUGCACCACCUGACUCUCUGCUUUGACCUGGAGCGCAGCGGACACCAGCAGGUGGAGUGGAUAUUCACUUAUAAAGGCGAAGAUGGCAACACGACGUUAGCGCUGGGCGGCGACCAGAGUGGUGUAAAGCUGGUGGUGGGCGGCGUGACCUGCUUGCUGGACUCCAUCAUGACGCCAGCCGACUGGAGCGUGUCCAUGAAGAACAUGUGUCUCCUCUGGUCGUCAUCCAACGGCCGCGUGGGCAUCUUCUUGGAGGGCAACCAUAGGGUCAAGACGUGCUCCGCUUCCACUGGGAUUUCCGUGGCGGGGGGCGGGACCUUCCGCCUAGGAGGGGUGCACAGCUUUGAGGGGAACGUGUACAACAUGCGUUUGUGGGACUACGCCAUGACGGUGCAGCAGCUCAGCGCGCUCAAAUGCCACGUGGCGGGAAACAUCAUCGACUGGGACAACACUUUCUGGGACAUUCCGUCCACGCUGACCCAGAAGGACCACUCACUCAGCUGCAGUGUCUCAUCGCCUAGCAACACCACCCUCAACACUCUGUGUGACUCCAUCCGCCUGGGAUGUCCAGCUCCACAGACAGAGUGGCCCCUGCUGGCCACCACCACUAACAACACCCCCACUAACAUGACAAGGCGUGAGGUCGUCUUCUACAAGCUGUCUUUAGUGGUGAAUGAUGAGAGCGCCACGCUCACUCAGGCUGACGUAGAAGAAGUUGUGUCCUCCUGGCUGAACCAGACCUUCCAGAACUGGACUCACUUGGUCUUUGUAGACUCCGUCAGUGUGCAGUCGGUGCUUGUGCCUGGAGGUCUCUCAAGCUUCACCUCCCGUGCUCUGCUGCUUCACAAUGACAUCACUGAUCAGAGCCCCGGCCCAGAUACCUUGUCCGCCAGAAUUUCCAGCAGGCACGCUCACAUCGGCGCCGGCCUGGGGGUCCAUAAAACCUCCAUUCAGGUCACCGCCGUUGACACAUGUCCAGAGGACAACACCGUCCACUACCGCUGGCCUGAGACUCGUCCCAGCAUCACUCGCUUGCUGCCGUGCUUCCCCAACAAAGAGCGUAGCGCCGCCAGGAAGUGUUUGAUGGACCGCCACAACUUCUCAUCCUUCUGGUCGCCCACCGACUUUCACAACUGCACCGACAUCGACGCAAUCCAGGUUUCAGCAGAGAAUGCGGCCGCGGUCGCUGCGCAACUGGCCGCCAUCGCCAACAACCAGCUGUCCAAAGAGGAAGUUUCCAAAGUAGUCAGCAAGGUCAAGCAGCUGGUCCAUGUGGCUAAGAUCAACACCACCUUGGCGUCUGCAGUCAUAACCGUCAUCUCCAACGUCAUGAGCAGCCCCCACAGUGCCCUGGCUCCCACCUCCGACAGGGCCCUGAAGACGGUGGAUCAGCUUCUUGACAAAUUGGAGUUUGAGGGUUCGUCGGUGAGCAUCACAUCCAGACGUCUGUCUUUGGGCGUAGUGUCCUUCAACGCAUCCACCUUCAAUGGGACGUCGUUCAGCGCCUUCAUCCUGCCAAACGCCACCGACCCAGAGAUUGACUUUGAAUCGGAGCGGACUGAUCCACUAGCUCAAGUCACGCUGCCGGCGUCGCUGCUGACCGGCGCAUCCUUCAGCGAGGCCCGCAUUAACUUUUUGUUCUUUCGCAGCACCAACCUCUUCCAGAGCGAGCAGGACGGACGCGCGCUCAACAGUUACGUGGUGGCCAGCAGCGUGGGAAACUGGAGCGUCAGCGACUUGAGCGACCCCGUCCAGAUCGAGAUGGUUCAUCUGUCGCCACAAGCCUUCCUCAAUCCUGUCUGCGUGUUCUGGGACUUCAGCAUGAACUAUGGCGCCGGAGGCUGGAACGCGGAUGGCUGCAGAGUAUCCAAAGAAGCUUCCAGCACUAACAGAACAGUUUGUUUGUGCGACCACCUGACGCACUUUGGAAUCCUGAUGGACAUUUCGGGUGUGUCGCCUCACAUCGACCGGCGCAACAACCGCAUCCUCACCUUCAUCUCCUUCGUCGGCUGCGGCGUAUCUGCCAUCUUCUCAGCUGCCACGCUGCUCACUUAUGUCGCCUUCGAGAAGCUGCGGCGAGACUACCCGUCCAAGAUCCUGAUGAACCUGAGCGCUUCUCUUCUCCUGCUCAACAUGGCGUUCCUGCUCAACGGAUGGUUGUCAGGGCAACGUAGCGAGGCGCUGUGCUUGGCCGCUGCCGUACUGCUGCACUACUUCCUGCUUACGUCGUUCACCUGGAUGGGCCUGGAGUCAGUACACAUGUACAUCGCCCUGGUCAAGGUGUUCAACACGUACGUGCGCAGAUACAUCCUCAAAUUCUGCCUGCUGGGCUGGGGCAUUCCCGCUGUGCUGGUUGGGACGGUGGUGGCUGUAAAUAAGCGCUCAUACGGCCCGCAGGAGUAUGGCGGUGGCGAGUUUGGCGAUGGAUCAUCUGCAUUCUGCUGGAUCCAAAGUCCACUGGUGUUCUACACGGCAUGCGUGGCCUACUUCUGCCUCGUCUUCCUGCUCAACGUUGCCAUGUUUGUUGUGGUCAUGCUGCAGAUCUGCGGACGCAAUGGCAAACGCAGCAACCGUACGCUAAGAGAGGAGGUGGUGCGGAACCUGCGCAGCGUGGUCAGCCUGACUUUCCUGCUCGGGAUGACCUGGUCCUUUGCGCUCUUUGCCUGGGGGCCCGUCAGCCUCAUCUUCGUCUACCUCUUUGCUAUCUUCAACUCGCUGCAAGGACUCUUCAUCUUCUUAUUCCACUGUGCGCUCAAGGAGAACGUGCAGAAGCAAUGGAGACGCUCGCUGUGCUGCGCUCGUUUCCGACUCUCUGACAACUCGGACUGGAGUAAGACGGCAACCAACAACACCAAGAAGGCCACGUCUGAGCAGGCGGUGCAGUCGUUGUCUUCAGGCUCUUUUGGCUCUAGCGCCGCCAACUGGACCUCAAAGGCUAAAGUCACACUGAAGCCUUUCACCCGAAACAACAACACAGAAAGUUGUUGGAGCCAAUAGGAGGACAGAAGGACCAGGGCAGGUGAGCCUGAAAGGCUUCAUGUAGGAAAGGAGGCGGAAAUGAUGACGUGUGAAGCGAGCCUCGCUGCUAAACCACGCGACCAUUUUGGGACAUGGUUGAGAUUUAGCAAGGAGGUUCGACAAUACAUUAACCACCAAAGCUCCAUUGAAAAUCUGGUCUUUAGAGGGUUGCGGUCUGUUUGUAAUCUGGAUAGAGAAAUAAAAAUAGAGUCAGUGAAUAACAGCGCAUGAUAUUAAAUUUGACGGCAAACUUAAUCCAAGCCGUUAACCGCUCCGUGAGCAGUAUGAAUAACACAACAUUUAAACAAAACAAUAUAUAAUGUAUAGUUGUCAGAGCAUUAUUAAGGUAGCGUAAUGGUCUAUGCAUCUACUGUUCAUGCCACAUGACAUGGAUUCAAUUCUCGGCAGCGUCAGUUCGCCAACAUUUUAUAAACAUUACAUUUAAUAAGGGAACACGUUCUGUCUAGUAUUUAUUCUCUUUUAAACAUUCACACAGCACAAAAGCUGGAUGAUGGAGAGGCUGUAUCAAGAAAAAAAAGGAUCUCCUAAAAAUAAAAAGUGAACUAAAUCUCCCCUGUUCUGUACAUCUUUGUUCAAGUUACAUUCUAGUGGCAUCUUCCUCUUUAAGCCCAUAAGCCAUUUUCUCAAAGUAAAAGAAAAACAUUCUACCAUGCUGGCAAAAUACAACGCUCAGUGCAGUAGGAUACACUAAUAUUUAUUGUCAGCAAUUGUCUUACGAGAAAAUUCACUCUGGUGGUGGUAAGCUACUAUAGUCGCCACAGCUGCCCCUGGGGUACAUUGACGGCUUUAUGGGUGCCAUCCUCUGUGCCAUUCCUGGAAAAAAAAGUAUGGGCAGGCAGCUCAGCUCGUUAGUCUUCUCAGCCGUUGCUCGUUGUCAGCCCGACCCCCAAGCGAUUCGAAACGUCUUCUAUGACUUCCAGAUGUUUGAAGACAUGAGGAGCACACCACCAUCAGAAGGGGAAAAAUGCCCGAGUAGCUUGAAAUGCCCUGCCAUCAAGUAGGAAAUAUGUGACUGCUCACUGUGGAGAUAUGCCAUAUGUAACAUGUUAACGCUCCGCCUCUUCUGUAAGGUGGCUUGCAUCACGUCAUGUGACCUUUCCACGUUCUGUUGGCAGAUAACCCCUGGACCAGCCCCUCCUCAGAGGCGGAGCUAAAUAUCCUUCCUGAUGAUGAUUGACCAGGUCAAAGUUUACAACUUCAGUAGACCAGCGCCUGCUCCUAAACCUCUUUAGGGAAGACAUGGAUGCUUCUGGAACAUUCCCCAAAACAAUGUGGACUUCAUGACAUCAAAGAGGACAAAAGGGAGAAACUAUGAUGUCCAUAGCUCGUGGGCUUUUGACCUCUUACGUCCUGUAAACCGUGCCCAGUGCACAUGACGUUUGACACAUCGACGAGAGCAGAAUUACAGCUGUCAUUUCCAAGACAACAAUAGAACGUGGCCAGGACCAUGCAAGCGUUAGCAUUAACACUCUGUUGGCUGACCUUUGACCCCCUUCAAGCUUGUGAAGAUGAAAACUUUUUUCUUACAUUGAAUAAAUACAUAUUUUUCUUUUUA